UUUUAUUUUUUGUGUUAAAAAGAAUAUGAAAGGUAAAGUGGGAGGAGGAGGAGGAGGAGGAGGGGAAGAGGAAGGAGGGAGACAAAAAGGGGAGAGAUUGGUGGAAAAGUUGAGGAGAAGAGCUGUGUUGUGGGUAGGCCACAAUCAUAGAGGAGUUGGGCGGCCUUCCACUCCGGCGCACGUUAGCUUCUUCCCUUACCCUUCUCACAAUCCCACCUCUUCUGUUUCCUCUAGGAAGCUCGCUGCCGCUCUCUGGGAGUUCCACCGCUACUACGACCGCCCUCUUCCCCCUGCUAAAAUGCACCGCGGUGCGCAUGGUACCACCGCCACUAGCAGCCGCCGUCACCGGCAGGGGAAGGCGGUUCUUGCGGACGCUGGUCUUGACGUCUCUCGCUUUCUCCCCGAUGCCUCUCCUGACAACCAGCCAGAGAGUGCAGGAAGUCUGAGAAGGCACAUUGCUCAAACUCUGAUGAAGCAUCAUCAGCUGGUCGAAAGAAGUAACCAGGCUUUGCAACCCGUUUCUCCCGCUAGUUACGAUAGUUCCCUCGAGGUGGCUCCGUAUAACCAAGCGGCAACACCGAGCAGUUCGGUAGAGUUUCGGGGAGGAAGACGGGCAGGUGAGCCUCAUUACAACCUCAAGAAGACAUCCACCGAACUUCUUAAGGUACUGAACCGAAUCUGGAGCCUCGAGGAGCAACAUUCCGCUAAUGUUUCGGUUAUAAAAGCUCUGAAAGCCGAGCUUUCUCAUGCACGUGUCCGAAUCAAAGAGCUUCUCAGAGACCAGAAAGCUGACAGACAUGAGCUCGACGAUCUGAUGAAGCAACUGGCUGAGGAUAAGAUGUUGAGGAAAUCUAAGGAACAUGAUCGGAUAAGUUCCGCUGUUCAGACAGUGAGGGAAGAGCUGGAAGACGAGAGGAAACUGAGAAAACGGUCCGAGAGUUUGCACAGGAAACUGGCAAGGGAGCUGUCAGAAGUGAAGUCUACGCUUUCGAGCUGCGUGAAGGAGCUCGAGGGAGAGGCGAAGUCGAGGAAGAUGAUGGAGAGACUUUGCGAUGAAUUUGCCAAAGGGAUUAAGAGUUAUGAACGAGAAAUUCACGCGUUGAAUCAGAAACUGGGUAACGAAUGGGAAGGACGGGAUGAACGAGAUCGGAUGGUUCUGCAUAUCGCGGAAUCAUGGCUUGACGAGAGGAUGCAGACGCAUGGUGAUGGUUCAGUGUUGGAGAAGCUCGAGUUCGAGAUAGAGGCCUUCCUUCGAGAUAAGCAGAAGACGGGUUCUACUGAAAACCCUAACACCUUGCAGAGGAAUCGCCGGAGUUCACUGGAAUCCGUCCCGCUUAACAGCGCUCCACCACAGGAUGGGGGUGAUGAGGAAGAUUCUGCGGGAAGCGAUUCGAAUUGCUUCGAGCUCAAGAAAUCCGGGAACGAAGUUGUGAAGUCACCGAGAGAUGAAUCUGAGAAACCGAACCAACCAAGCAGGGAUGCUGAAUCUGAAGAAAAGCCGAAAAGGAAGAGUAAAAGCUCAUCGAGUUUACAAGUGAAGUUCGAGGAGCAGAUGGAAUGGGCAAUGUCUUGCAACGGAAAGAAGAAAACGCGAGCUGUGGAUAUCGAAGAGGAGGAAGAAGAAGGGUUAGAGCCCGAGAACUGCGAGAAGAACAGAAGCAGAAACAGUAGCAACAAGACGGAGGAAAUCGAUCGACCAAAUUCGAACAGUGUGAUAGGGGAAAUGAUCAGAAAACAUCAGAGGUUAUUGUCUGGAAGCCAUGAGAAUGAUGAAGCAUCUUGCAGCUACCCAUCUCAGAGACAGGCCAGCCCUGUUCGUCAAUGGACAUCCAGAACCAUUACACCUGAUCUUGUCGAUUUCUCUGUCACUGAGAAGGCGACUCAAGUAGCAAAAGAUAACAACACGUUGAAAGCUAAGCCCGCUGAAGUGAGAUCGAAGAGUUCACGGCCACGUUUACGCCUUUUUAAGGGCUGAAUCAUGGAUUCCGACACUGGAGAGAGAUCGAAUGUGGUUGAAACUGAUCUUCAAGUUCAUGGGUUUUCUUCAAUUUGUCUAUCUGCAUGUUUCUUGUAUGGAUCGGACAAACUGUAGCGAUGUAAUUUAUUACUUGUAUAUGUGUGUAGUAUCAUCUCUAUCUCACAUUUUCAA
Molecule: messenger RNA, 2149 nt
Organism: Tarenaya hassleriana
Lineage: Eukaryota; Viridiplantae; Streptophyta; Magnoliopsida; Brassicales; Cleomaceae
Exons: 3
Coding region: 26-1975 (649 amino acids)
Source: RefSeq, a predicted model, not a curated record